This is a messenger RNA of Macadamia integrifolia, 3249 nucleotides long. Its product is annotated as probable receptor-like protein kinase At4g39110. Gene Ontology annotation, cellular component: plasmodesma; plasma membrane. The transcript has a single exon. The coding region runs from base 376 to 2997 and encodes 873 amino acids. Gene Ontology annotation, biological process: protein autophosphorylation. The record is from RefSeq and is a predicted model, not a curated record. Lineage: Eukaryota; Viridiplantae; Streptophyta; Magnoliopsida; Proteales; Proteaceae. Gene Ontology annotation, molecular function: transmembrane receptor protein tyrosine kinase activity; ATP binding.
AGAACCAUUCAUCCUUUUUCUUUCUCCGUAUCACCAAAAUAAGAAACUCAGCUUAGUAAUCGUAAGGAAUUGCAUGUUUAGGAGACAAAGCAUGACCGCGUUUUACCCAUUAAUCCUUUUUAGUCAUUUUUCAUUUUUCUCUUUCACUCUUCCACCUCCAAACAACACGGGGGUGGGGGGCCGGACUGUUGACAUCGGAAAACCAAGAAGAUCAACAACCACGGCCCACCACCACCACCACCGCCACCUCAUUGUCCUCCUCCUCCUCCUCCUCCUCCACCGACUGCACCACCAGCCAUGAGGAGGUAAGCUCCUUAUCGUCGUUAUCAUCACCGACAUCUUCCAUUGCCGUCUUCAUCUUCAUAAUCAAUUUCAAUGGUAACGAUGACAGCAACUCAGCUCCUCUUGGUGGUCUUAUGCAUUUCGUUGUUAUUCCUCAACGUCGUAGCGGGCUCUGCUUCCAUCCCUUACAUCCCAGAGGACAAUUACCUUAUCGACUGCGGUUCUUCGGCCACAUCCAACCUCGAUGAUGGUAGAACCUUCAAUUCAGACCAAAAAUCCGCUCCUUACCUAUCCACCAAGAAAGAGAUCCAGAUCUCUGCCCCCUUCCCUAAUGCCAACGUCCCGUCCCCUAUCUAUCUAACAGCCAGGAUCUUCGAGGAAGAAUCAACCUACGCCUUCCAAUUGACUCGCCCUGGUUGGCACUGGAUUCGCCUCCAUUUCUUCCCCAUAAACAACUCCGAUUUUGAUCUCACUCGUUCAAUCUUCUCUGUAGAGACCGAUGAGGUCGUCCUCCUUCACAGCUUCAGUGCCACUAACACCACCAAAUGGAUCAUGAAAGAGUACCUCCUCAACAUCACCACCGAGAACCUCUCCAUCAAGUUCUCUCCUCUUCGCAAAUCUUUCGCCUUCAUCAAUGCCCUUGAGGUUGUCUCCGCCCCUGACAGCCUCAUCCCCGACGUCUGCUCCUCCCUCGUCCCCAUCGGUUACUUCUCCGGUCUCUCCACCUACUCAUAUCAAACCAUGUACCGGCUCAACAUGGGUGGCAGCUUGAUCACUCCCCAAAACGACACGCUAGGUCGUGUUUGGGAGCCUGACCUAAAGUUCCUCAAGAUUAGGGGCUUAGCCAACACCAUCUCUGUUUCUCCAAGCACCGUCACAUACCCCGAUGGCCUCUCCCCCUUGAUUGCACCAAGCUUAGUAUAUGCCACUGCUACUGAGAUGGCUCAUGUCCGUGUCAUCAAUCCAAACUUUAACGUUACCUGGAACUUCAACAUCGAUCCUGCCUUUAGCUACCUCCUCCGCCUCCACUUCUGUGACAUAAUCAGCAAGUCCCUCAAUGAUCUCUACUUCAAUGUCUACAUCAACGGCCAGAAAGCCAUUUCUGGCCUAGACCUUUCUAGCAUCACCUCUGGCCUGGCCAUUUCUUACUACAAGGACAUCAUUGUCAAUUCUUCCAUGUUGUUAUCAGACAAGCUGAAAAUCCAAAUAGGCCCAGUAAACCAGAACACUGGCUCUGUCAAUGCCAUCCUUAAUGGGUUAGAGGUUCUAAAGAUGAGUAACUCAUUGGAAAGCUUAGAUGGGGAGUUUGGAGUAAAUGGAUCCCAAGAGGCCUCCUCGACGAUGAACCGUGGGACUGUGGCAGCAGUCGGGUUCGCGAUGAUGUUCGGAGUAUUUGUGGGGCUUGGAGCAAUGGUAAUCAAGUGGCGCAAGAUGCCCCAAAACUGGGAUUCCAAGAAUCAUAGCUUCUCAUCAUGGUUGCUUCCUCUCCAUGGUGGUAACUCGACCUUUGUGACCAAUAGUAAGACAUCCAUUGGGUCCAAUAAGGGUGGAAAUGGAAAUGGAAAUGGCAACUUCUACUCGUCCUCCCAAGGAUUUGGUCGUUACUUCUCCUUUGCAGAACUGAAGGACGCAACAAAGAACUUUGAUCAGAAAGCAGUGAUUGGGGUGGGAGGAUUUGGGAACGUCUACUUAGGAAACUUAGAUGAUGGAACCCAAGUGGCAGUCAAGCGAGGGAACCCACAAUCCGAGCAAGGGAUCGACGAGUUCCAAACGGAGAUCCAAAUGCUAUCCAAACUAAGGCAUAGGCACUUAGUGUCCUUGAUUGGUUACUGUGAUGAGAAUUCAGAGAUGAUACUAGUAUAUGAGUACAUGUCCAAUGGUUCUUUAAGAGAGCACCUGUAUGGGACAAACCUCUCUCCACUGUCAUGGAAGCAAAGGUUGGAGAUAUGUAUAGGAGCAGCAAGAGGGUUACAUUACCUUCAUACGGGUGCAGCACAAGGGAUCAUACAUAGAGACGUGAAGAGCACUAACAUCCUAUUGGAUGAGAACCUAAUAGCUAAAAUGUCAGAUUUCGGGUUAUCCAAGACAGCUCCUACCAUGGGGCUGACCCAUGUGAGCACGGCUGUGAAGGGAAGUUUUGGGUAUCUUGACCCAGAGUACUUUAGGCGUCAACAACUAAAUGACAAAUCUGAUGUCUACUCAUUUGGUGUAGUGUUACUAGAGGUGCUAUGUGCAAGGCCGGCCAUCAACCCUGCACUGCCUAGGGAACAAGUGAACCUAGCGGAGUGGGGGAUGCAGUGGAAGAGAAAAGGGUUGUUAGAUAAGAUUAUUGAUACCCACUUAGUGGGAGUCAUCAACCCAGAGUCUAUGAAGAAGUUUGCUGAAGCUACUGAGAAGUGUUUGGCAGAGUAUGGUGUGGAUAGACCAACCAUGGGGGACGUUCUUUGGAAUCUUGAGUACGCAUUACAGCUACAGGAGGCUUCUUGCCAAGGGAAGAUGGAGGAGGAAAAAAGAAGAAUGGAAGCUGCCACUAUUGGAUCUGCUGUGGUUGUCCCAACUGCAAAUGCAAAUGCAAAUGCAAAUGAAGAUAAUCACAUGGUAGUAUCCUCUGGCCUUGAAGGAGAUGGUGAAACAGCCCAAGUCAUCCAUGCCAUCGAAGAGCAUUCAGGAACUGCAAUGUUCGCUAAGCAAAUUAUGGACAUCAAAGGGCGAUAAAUUUACAUGUUUAUUCUGCCUAUUUGGACAAUAUUACCUUAACCAUUUAAACUCUCUCUCCCCUUCUUUUAUUUUGCUUUUUGUUUUUAGUUUUUCAGUUUUUCAGUUUUUUUUUUUUUUUUUUUUUUUUUUUUUUAAUUUUUUCUUUUUCUGUUUCAACUUAGGAUUAGAGUGGGAAGAAAAGGAAUCCUUUAAUAAAAUGUCAUACAUCUGUUUAUGCUCGUCUUGUUAUUCCAUUGUUCAAUUUUUCUU